AUCAAUCGCUUUUGAGUUUUGUAACCCGUGAACAAGCACCGAACUUAGAAACCAAGACCUUCGCCGAGUUUUGUUCUGCUCCGCCACCAUGUGACCUUCUGCAAUCCCACCUCUCUCUCCGUCUGAUUCUCUGUCUCUCUGUUUUUUUGUUUUGGUUUUCUUUCUUUUGUUUAUUCUUGAAAUAACCAGAACUGAACAGAAGAAAGAGAUUCAACAAGAAAGCAACAACAUUAUCCGGUCUUUGUGAUUUUUUUUUUUUUAAUUAGGUGCAAAAACGAAAUACUAACAAACCCACAUCUCCUAUCACUGAUUUCUUCAUCUCCACUUCAUUUCCCAACCAAAAACGAAAGACCCAUUUCAACUGUUAGUAAAAGAAACAAUUUUCUUUUUCAUGUUAAAUUGGAGAAAUGGUGGAGUUUAAGAGACCACUUAUCAAGAACAACAGGGGAUUCUAUGUAAAAAUGAAGCUUGUACACAGACAUGGAAGGCUUCAAGCACAGCAAGAGAAAAGCAGCAAUCUCUUUUUCAAAUACUACAAAUGGCUUCUUUGGGUUUCUUUGUCUCUUUAUUUCUUCAGCUCUUACUUCAUUACCCACAAGCCUAUUCCUAUGUACAAGACUGAAUACUUCUCCAAAUCCACUAUAGUUUCUCGUGUCCUCUUUGAAUCCACCAACUCCACAUUUCUUCAACACCCCAAGAACAAUCAAGGUUUAUUGAAGGAUUUGAAGAUAUAUAUCUACGAAUUGCCCCCGAAAUACAACACGAAGUGGCUAGCCAACGAGAGAUGCAGCAACCAUUUGUUUGCUUCGGAGGUAGCUAUUCACAGAGCACUAUCAAACAGCGAUGAUGUCCGGACAUUUGACCCUUAUGAAGCUGAUUUUUUCUUUGUCCCUGUCUACGUGUCCUGCAAUUUCAGCACCGUUAAUGGCUUCCCUGCAAUUGGUCACGCCAGGUCUCUCCUCUCUUCCGCCAUCAACCUUAUUUCCACCAACUUCCCUUUCUGGAACCGCUCACAGGGAGCUGACCAUGUCUUUGUUGCCUCUCACGAUUUUGGCUCUUGUUUCCACACUCUGGAGGGGAGGGCUAUGGAGGAUGGGAUACCAAAGUUCUUGAAGAAUUCGAUCAUAUUACAGACUUUUGGCGUCAAAUAUGACCACCCUUGUCAAGACGUAGAGAACGUGGUGAUUCCACCUUAUGUCUCUCCGGAAAGUGUACGGUUGACCCUUCAAAAAGCUCCGUUGAACGGCCGGCGAGACAUUUGGGUGUUCUUCAGGGGCAAGAUGGAAGUUCACCCCAAGAACGUUAGUGGACGAUUUUACAGCAAGAAGGUUAGGACGGAGAUAUGGAGGAAAUUCAACGCCGACCGGAGGUUUUACUUGCAGAGACACAGAUUUGCCGGUUACCAGUCAGAGAUAGUACGGUCGGUGUUUUGUUUAUGUCCAUUGGGGUGGGCCCCAUGGAGUCCAAGACUGGUCGAAUCCGUAGCGUUGGGUUGCGUGCCGGUAAUAAUAGCCGAUGGUAUCCAGUUGCCUUUCCCUACCGCUGUUCCUUGGCCGGAGAUAUCCCUCACGGUUGCGGAAAAGGACGUGGCAAAGCUGGGGAGGAUUCUUGAACACGUGGCGGCCUCUAAUUUGUCAAUUAUCCAGAAAAACCUCUGGGACCCAGCAGUGACGCGGGCCCUACUUUUCAACAAUGAGAUAAAAGAAGGAGACGCGACGUGGCAGGUGCUUGACGCCCUGGCACAGAAGCUGGAUAGGUCGCGUAGGACAGUGAGAAUUUUGGAACAAUAAGAAGAGGGUACGUGGAUGGACACGAUUUGUGGAACACGGAGCCAAUUCUGUCAGCUAGUGCAGCUGUUCGUUUCCCACGUGGACGCGCUUGCAUGUAAUCUAACUUUAUGGAGUACAGCUGGAUUUUUCCGCCUGGAGGCAACAGUGGAUGGGAAUUUUAAUGCCCUGUAGUGGGGUCUACUACGGGUAGAGGCUAAGGAUUUUUUGUGGUCACGUGACUAGGUCCCUGAGUUGGUUGAGAAUGAUUGGUCUGAAAAGCUGUAAAAUAUAUAGAAAAAAAAUAUUAAACUGUUAUGUACAUUGGGACAAAAUAAUAGUCUAUAUGCACAAAGAGAGAUAUUUAAUUUA
Molecule: messenger RNA, 2138 nt
Organism: Hevea brasiliensis (rubber tree)
Lineage: Eukaryota; Viridiplantae; Streptophyta; Magnoliopsida; Malpighiales; Euphorbiaceae
Product: probable glucuronoxylan glucuronosyltransferase IRX7
Exons: 4
Coding region: 408-1790 (460 amino acids)
Molecular function (GO): glycosyltransferase activity
Source: RefSeq, a predicted model, not a curated record